AUGCCUUUACUCAUCCAUCAACCAUUCUCAGCCAACCAUCCCGAUCGUGAUUUGCUCAUCAAUAAUCGUACCGAAGCUAUGAUUAAAGCUACAAAGGCAAAUCUUUCAAUUUCAAACGAUUCGGAAAAUAUCGUUCAAGUAUGGCCAACUUCAUCAGAAAGAAGUCAAUCUUCUGAUGAUGACGAGAAAGAACAACAAGCUGCACUUUCUGAAUCAGAAGCUGGUCAAAUCAAAGCAGAAAGUGCAUUCACUUCCAAAUCAGUAACCGAUCGAACGUUUCGUGAAUAUCGUCAUCGUAGACAUCUAUCAUACGAUGAUCAUCAAAUUUGGUCAAAAGAGACAGAAAGCAAGAAUGCAACAACCUCAGGCACAAAACGCAAAAGACAAGAUCUAAAUGGAUCAACGGAUGGAAAAGAGGACAAGUCUUUGUCCAACUCACGCGUAUGGCCACAGGAUCAUGAGAAAGGUCGCAUCGGACAAAUGGAAGAAGCAAACAGUACAGACAGUAACACUUCCAGUGGCUCAUCUGCACAUGUCUACAAUACUCCAGUCUCUUCGACAUCUACAGAACAAACACGUGGUAUAAGUAGAAAAAGUGAUGGGCUCUCUUCUGGUGCUGAUUCAGUAACCACAUUUGAAGAUUGCAAGAGUCCUAGCCCGGCCGGAAAAGAUGCAGAAAAGGGAAACAUGUUGUCAAAGAAUACGAUUGCACAUUCAGCAGAUCUGAAUUCGACAAAAAGCCAAGAUGAAACUCUGUACCAGGAUCAGAGAAAGAAGAAUGAUGGUGAUGCAAAGAUUGCCUUGGGUGGCGAAAUCCAGAAUGAAAAGAGAGAAAAUGACGUUACUGACUCGUUUCCGCAAAUGCUUGUCCGAGCUGCACAACGAUCUAAUACGACAGUCUUCAACACUGCUCCUCAGAGAAAGAGUUGUGAUCGAUGCUUUCGAAUGAAGACAAAAUGUUCAAGAGCACAGCCUGGCGCUUCAACCAGCGGACCAUGUGACGGUUGCAUCCGUAGAGGAUUCCCUCAUGACUGCAUCACAUCUAGACCUGAUUUUCCUCAUCCACGCAUCACAUUGGCAAAGCGACCACGCUUAGCGGCAAGCUCUAUCAACCCUCAGUCGGGUGCUAUGCAACCUUUGGUUAACAACCAUGCCCAGGAGAAUGGAACACGGGUAUACUACAAUAACGAAAGAGUUGGAAAUCGUCAAAUUGAUCAAGUUUAUCCGGAAAUGUAUCGUUAUCGAACGCAAACGGCAUCCACUCCUCAAAAGGAUUUACAGCCUCUUCAAAAUUCCAUCAUACGUCGAGAAGCGUGGGUAAAAGAUCAACGCAAUCACCCUUUGCCACCUCUUUCGAACAAUCUUUCAUGUCGUGAAGGUUCGUCCAUUUAUCGUCAACGUUUAUAUCACAAUUACGGUGACGUUCAUAAUGAUCAGGCGCGCUUAUCAUCAUUGCAACAAGAACGCACAGCAGCUGUUGCUUCUUCACUCGCCAACGGUCAAGGUAAUUUGACCGAACUCACUUCUGAAGAAUUGCAUGAGAUCUCCACAAUGGUGACUGGCGAAUUGUUACGUCGGGUACAGGUGAAGAAGUGA
Messenger RNA from Meira miltonrushii, 1596 nucleotides. RefSeq lists its product as uncharacterized. Gene Ontology annotation, biological process: regulation of DNA-templated transcription. Bases 1 to 1596 code for a protein of 531 amino acids. Gene Ontology annotation, molecular function: DNA-binding transcription factor activity, RNA polymerase II-specific; zinc ion binding. The transcript has a single exon. NCBI's taxonomy places the organism in Eukaryota, Fungi, Basidiomycota, Exobasidiomycetes, Exobasidiales, Brachybasidiaceae. The record is from RefSeq and is a predicted model, not a curated record.